AUGUCGGAUUCAGACACCGAGAUGCCUUCAUACCCCGAAACCCCACCAACUAUCACACAAACUCACCCAGUCUCCCCCAAAACUCCACCCGCACCCAUCAACGACACCCCUUCUCCCACCUCAAGAAUCGGCAAACCUCUCAAAAAGCGUCCCGGCCGCGCUCGCCCUCAACGUCAACGAGCCGCCUCUUCAUCCUCCCACUCCCUCGGCGGACGCUUCGCCACACCUCCUCGUCACACCAGCCAUCAGGUCUCUCAAUCUGUCACUCCAAGCAGAAUCCAACGACGUCGCCCAGCUGUCAGUGGUCAUCAGCGCGCAGAGAGCUUUGAGCACUAUUUAUCAUCUACUCGACGCCUUACGCGACGUAAUCCAAGCAAUGAUGACAUUGCCAUGCUAGGAUUUGCGAAUGGCUUGCUUCCAUUCAGCGGAGAAUCGAUGGCGCCGACUCCUGGAAGCUUAUUGGAGGAAUCGCCUCCGCUGCGACGUCGUCAGACCGUGGAACGGCUGGAGCAGCGUGUUGAGGAUCUCCAGAUUGCACCGCAGGGAGAAGCUGGUGGCUCGCGAAACUCAAACUCUCAUCCUUCGUCGCUAGCUUCUCGCAGCGUCUUGUCGUCUUCUCAGGUCAACCCUUGGUAUCCUCGACGUGAAGAUCUCGACGAUACACCAGUUAUCUCAUUGGCUGGUGGAUCUGAUAGCUGA
This is a messenger RNA of Fusarium redolens, 699 nucleotides long. RefSeq lists its product as uncharacterized. The coding region runs from base 1 to 699 and encodes 232 amino acids. The transcript has a single exon. Lineage: Eukaryota; Fungi; Ascomycota; Sordariomycetes; Hypocreales; Nectriaceae. The record is from RefSeq and is a predicted model, not a curated record.